Molecule: messenger RNA, 1146 nt
Organism: Amaranthus tricolor (Joseph's coat)
Lineage: Eukaryota; Viridiplantae; Streptophyta; Magnoliopsida; Caryophyllales; Amaranthaceae
Product: THO complex subunit 7A-like
Exons: 3
Coding region: 290-1006 (238 amino acids)
Biological process (GO): mRNA processing; mRNA export from nucleus
Cellular component (GO): THO complex part of transcription export complex
Source: RefSeq, a predicted model, not a curated record
UUUCGAAAACAGGGGUUCAGUCUCAUUUACUCAAUUACUCCCUCUCUGGCUCUCAGCUCUCUUUCACUCUAAACUCAAACUCUUCCUCCACCUCCACUGGUCGCUGCCGCACUCCCGCACCACGCCACCGCCGGAUGCUGCUCCAUCACAGACGCCUUCCGCCGCUGCUUUGACGUUGUCGGUGCUGCUGUGGGUUGCUCGAAGCCUCGAUUCGAACACAGUCGAACUCGAAGGUUUUCAAACCCUAAUCCCUAAAAAUCGAAAUUUUUGAUUUUGUUUAAGUUUUUCAAUGUUGAAAGGAAGAAGGAUUGUUGGCAAGGGAGAGGCUAUGGCUGCUCAUUAUGCUUUUGGUCCUCAUGAAGAUGAUGCCAUUAUAAAGCACCGGCUUCUCACACGCACAACCACUACAAGAGGUGAACCUCCAUUGAAAAAGUUACAAAAGAAAUUUACUGCUUUUGUUGCUGAGGUUGAGAAGAGCGGAGAUAAUUACAAUGAUUGUGAGAAACUCGCAAAAACAUUUCUUCAGGAACUUACUACAUUUGAGAUUCCGUUAUUGAAAAGCAAAGCAGUUGUUGAUGCAAACUUGAGGGAGAAGGAUUAUUAUACUGAGCUGAAAGAUGAAAUUAAUAACCAGAUUCUUCAGGUUCAGACAGAAAUUGAAGAUUUGAAGAAGGAACUUGAAGCCAGCAAGAUUGAGAGAAAGCAUAAGGAAGAAUGUGAGACAAUACGAAAAUUAAUUGCCAACCAGCCCCCUCGGUCAGAAACAGAGAAGGCGAUUGCAGAACUUGAGAAAGAGAUUGCUGAAUUGGAAGCAGAAGACAUGGCUAGCGCGAGACUGCUAGACCUCCGCAAGAAACAGUUUGCUCUGCUCUUACAUGUGGUGGAUGAAUUGCAGAUAACAUUAGAGAGUGAGCAUCGAAGCAUUGUUGAAGAGAUGAAAAAUCUAACUGAAGAACAGAGGGUUGGUCCGGAAACGACCGGCAGUGUAGCUAUGAACAUUGAUUAGCUAUUUAUUGUGUUUGAACCAUGUGUUGUGUGAGUAAUUUUCAACUAUUAUAAUCCGCUUGUUAUGCUCUUGUAGGGUGUUUUAAAAAUGGAAUUAUGAAAUUAAAAUAGAGCAAAUGCUAUUUUUCUAUUUUUCUUGUC